Messenger RNA from Phymastichus coffea, 4074 nucleotides. Its product is annotated as tonsoku-like protein. Gene Ontology annotation, molecular function: protein binding. The record is from RefSeq and is a predicted model, not a curated record. NCBI's taxonomy places the organism in Eukaryota, Metazoa, Arthropoda, Insecta, Hymenoptera, Eulophidae. Bases 139 to 4071 code for a protein of 1310 amino acids. The transcript is spliced from 10 exons.
UAUAAGAUGUGAGAUUACCAUUGCUAAUAAAAUAUGGGGUGAUAAGUGUAUGAUUAUUUUUUAUAAAUGAAACAAUUAAUGUAAAUAGACGUCGGUUGUAAGCUUUAACGAGUAGUUAUAAGCCCUUUUUAUUUGAACAUGGACGAAGAAAGUUUACUUAGAAAACGAAGUAAAGCUCAGAGAGAUGCAAACUUUAAAGUUUUGAAAAAUGUUCAGAAACAGCUUGGUGAUUUGUACUAUGACAGAAAACAUUAUGAUGAUGCUCUUGAAGCAUAUCAAGGUCAGCUGCAAGCAUCUAUAGAUUUAGGCGAUAAUUUGAGUAUUGCCAAUGCUCACAGGAUGAUUGGGGAAGUACUGGCAUAUCAGGGUAAUUUCAAAGAAGCUCUUAGUCACAUUAAUUUAUAUUUGAAAAAAGCACAAGAUCUUGAAGAUUUAGUCGAAGAACAAAGAGCUUAUGCCACACUUGGUAGAACAUAUUUAAUGGAUGCUGAAAAUUAUGUGAAAGAGUCAGAGAAGGAAAAGAAAGAAGAAGUAUUAAGACAGGCAAGAAAAGCAUUAUCAAAAAGUAUUAGAUUAUGUGAUAAAUUAGAACAUAAGAUAGAUAAGAAUGAAUUAAUGAUGAUGAGGGCAAGGUUGUUGCUCAAUCUAGGUCUAGUAUAUGAAAAUCAAAAGAACAUAGAUAAUUCUCUGCAACUUAUCAAACAGGCAAAAGCAAUGUGUAAAGAGCAUAAAUUAUAUGAAGAUUUACACAGAACAAAUUUAGCACUUGCCAGUCACUAUGAGAAGCAAGGCAAUUUAGAAUUAGCAAUCAAGUAUGUGGAUGAUGCUGCCAAAAUUGAUGAUAAUUUUUUGAAAGCUGAUGCAAAGUACUUUAAAGCUGAGUUACUUUUAAAGAUAGGUGAAUGGAUGGAAGCUCGUAAACUUUUAUAUUCUCUGUAUAAAACAAAAUUGGCAAAAUCAGUUGUCCCACAAGUUAUAGCACUGUUGAAAAAAGUGGUAUUGCUAUGCAGGACUGAAGACAAACUGCUAUUAGAAGAUGAUUUAUCGAGGAAAUUGCAGCUCUAUGAAACAAUGGGCGAUGUAGCAGUGUCAGUGAAAGCCUUGGAUAUAGCUGUAGACAACUACAGGCACAUGUUAGAGUGUGCCGAGAAGACCGACAGCUCACGACUAGCAGCAGCACUAACGAGCUUAGCUCAAACUCUGAAAGAUGCUGGCAAGUUUAAGGAAGCAAUCCCAUAUGCACUGAGGGAACUUGAACUAUACAAGGACCCUAAAGAUGCGUACAAUUCUGCUCUCUUUAUUGCUCGCCUGCUCAUCGACGCCAAGUCAGCCGAUAGCGAGAUCCGUGGAAUGUUCGAACGGGCUAUGACGCUAGCCAUAAAAACUGGAGAUUUUAGUCUCGAGCGACUGGUAGUCAGAGAUUAUGUGGAAUAUCUGGAAACGAUGGACGAUGUGGAUUUGCAAAAAAUUACAUCGUUGAACGAAAGGCUGGAUAGCUUGCCAGAGAGUCAACCCGUCGAGGAGGAUGACGUGGCGGAAGAAGAGUCUCCCGAUAUGGGAGUAGACAUCGAUCUUGACGAACUGUCGGACCUCGAGGAGGAACUGGAACCUGCUCGGCCCAAAUUCAAUCCCAGGAAUAUCGCCAAGACGUUAAGGUACAAGCUAAAGAAAAACGAGAAGGGAGAAACUCCUCUACACGUUGCGUGUAUCAAAGGCAACGUGCAAAACGUUGAAAAGCUAUUGGAAGAAAACCAUCCAACCGACGUGUACGACAAUUGUGGUUGGACACCCUUGCAUGAGGCAUCGAAUCACGGUCACAUUGAUAUAGUUCGGCUGCUCGUCAAAGCAGGCGCAAAUGUCAACAACCCUGGUGGUCCACUUUGCGAAGGUGUUACGCCCCUCCACGAUGCAGCUGCUAAUGGACACAUCGAUGUGGUGCAUAUACUGCUGGACAGUGGUGCGAACCCAGAUCUUCUCACCGGUCAAGGUGAUCGAGCACUCGAUUGCCUCGAACAGUGGAGGAAUAAUGUCGAUGUUCUCUCUGCUAAUGAACUCAAAGACUACGCUUACAUAAGAAAGCGUUUGAAGGAGCUCACUACCGUCAGGUGUCAAAAUAAGGCACGCAAUAAAAGAGGUAGCGGCAAGCUCCAGGCGCUCGUUGCCGAAGGCGAGGAGGAAACCAUCGAUGAGAGACUCCUCAAUAUUGAGAAAUACGUUACCGCCUCGAGACCUGAAAAAAUUUCAGCAGGAGAGGACUACAAACGGACCAUCGCCAACUUGCAACAUCCAGGACGAAUUCAUCUGCUUGAGAAACCAGCUGUACAGCCGAAGAUCACGGCGCCGUUAAUAGAUAGCGAGGAAAUGCUAAUCGAUGACGAAUGGCUAGAUGACGAUCUAGGCAUCUUCACGAGAGGUAAAGAAAAGGCUCCCUUCGGCGAUAAUGGUCUUCCUCCGGUCCAACCUGUUAGCACGAAACGUAAAAGUAAAAACGACUCUUUCGACGCUGAUAAGUAUAGCAGUAAGAGACCUAAAGUAAGCUCCAAUAAGAAUGAACAAGUACUAGCAUCCGUCCACAUCAACGAGGAUAGCAACGACAGCGUAAAUAAUUUAGACAUGGUUGACCCCACCGGUCAGGUAGAAAAAUGGCCAAAAAGCAAGAAACCUCGACAAACAAAUUUACUCAAACAAGGUUUCGUCAAAGUAAACAAUUCUAUAGCGCCUCUACGUCCGCCAGCCCCGAAGUCUCCCGAGGUUAAUUAUAUUCAGAGUAGUCUGGAAAUGAGACAUUCGCUGGAGGGAAGCGAUCAAAUUGUCUAUUUAGAAAUUCAAGUUGACAGAGAAUCGUUUGACCUGAAGCUUCAUACUGAAGAUAUGAGCCAAACGUUGGAAUGCAUUGAGAUGCUGAUCAGCGAUAAAUUUGAAUCGAAAGCUGGUUUCAAGCCUAGCCUCAAAUUUAAGAAUCUAGAUGAUGAAGCGUUGAACUCGGGCACUAUUCUGGAUACCAUCAAAAGGUAUGGCAAUAAAUUGAAGUUGCAUGGAGAAAUCACUCAUAUUAAUUUGCCUCCUAUCGCUGAAAGAUACAAGAAAGUCUGCCUAAACUUUAACAUUGAUCCUUCAGAAGCCAUGCUGAAGUCACUGAGAAUCUGUGAUAAUACUUUAGCUUUCCGUUUGAAUGCUAAAGAAUUUUUAGACGACGAACUCGAGCCCUUGGUUAAGUGUUUGCAUUACCAAAAGAAUUUGCAAAUUUUAAGCAUGUCAAAACAUUCAUUUUAUUACUCGGCUGAUCUUUUGAACUACGCCAUAGCUCAAUUGUCCAGUCUCUGCGAACUACAUCUCCAGUGCUGCGAUAUAAGUUUCAACUGUCUUUCAUUGAUUGAAAAGCUACCGGCAACACUUCGAGUUCUAGAUCUCAAUUACAAUCCGUUAGGAAGUAAAAGUUUGACAAGACUUUAUCAACUGAUCAAGCCACUAGAUAGAUUACAGACACUCAAAUUAAGAUCUUGCGACUUGACAGAUUUUCCGGAUCGCUACUCCAGUAAUUCUCUAGUGAAUUUAGACAUUUCCUGGAAUCCUAUAGGAGGACAAGGCAUAGUAAAUUUGUUACAGAGGCAAUUAAUUAGUUUAAACAUAUCAAAUACGCAAAAAGUCUCCAUAGAUCCUGAAUCAAGUGUUAUUAAUAGAAUAUUUAUCAACAAAAGUUUGGGCUUCACUUUAGAAUACUUAGAGCACUUGGACUUGAGUGGAAUAGGAGCGACGGAUCUAAUCGUUGAUAUGAUCAUAACGCAAACACCUAGUCUACUAAGUAUAAAUUUAAGCAACAACAUUCGCGUCACAGAAGUUUCCUUACAAAAUCUAUUAGCCAGGAAACCAACAAUGACGAGCAUUGAUCUCAGCGGUUGCAGUUUUAUAGAUACUGUACCUAAAGCGUCUUUGAAGAUUUUGAAUCCUCGAGUUUGCACUGUGCUUGCGCACAUGAGUCUAGAAGUGAUUGAUGCUUGGCAGUCACUGUGGGAAGGUAAAGGGUAUACUAAAAAACUUCCAAAUAGUUUAGUUUUAUUCAAACCUGUAUAAUAU